This is a messenger RNA of Anolis carolinensis (green anole), 2476 nucleotides long. Its product is annotated as zinc finger protein 418. The record is from RefSeq and is a predicted model, not a curated record. NCBI's taxonomy places the organism in Eukaryota, Metazoa, Chordata, Lepidosauria, Squamata, Anolidae. The transcript has 3 exons. Bases 312 to 1445 code for a protein of 377 amino acids.
GAGGGGCAUGACGUCACCGCAGGCCCCGCCCCCGCCCCGCCCCUUUGGGGGAGCAAGAAGGCGGAAGGAGGGGGGGAGGGAGGGAAGGCUGCCGGAGAGAAGGGAAAUGAGGAUUCUCUGGACCCACUUCUGGCAUGAAAAGAAAGAAAAAAGCAUCUACUGUGUACUGAGGAAUUUGGAAACUAAAGGUGUAGUAAAGAAAGGCGUCUUAUAAGAAGAGGAAGCCCUUCUUAGGUGCUGAUCUAGCUGAACUCACUCACAAACCAGAAAGGAAAAAAGAAGAGUGUCGAGUGUCCAUAUUGCAGUUGGUCAUGCCUAUCACUCUUGGCAUGGAGGAGAAACCCUAUAAAUGCCUUGAGUGCAGAAAAAGCUUCACUGCGAGUGGAAGUCUACGUUCACAUCUAAGAACCCACACUGGAGAGAAACCCUAUAAAUGUCUGGAGUGUGGGAAGAGCUUCAGUAAGAGUGGAAAUCUAUAUCAGCAUCAAAGGACUCACACUAGGGAUAAGCCCUAUAUAUGUCUGGACUGUGGGAAAAGCUUCACUAAGAUCAGAAACCUACAUUCACAUCAACGGACUCACACUGGGGUGAAACCCUAUCAAUGCAUGAUAUGUAGAAAGAGCUUCACUCAGAGUGGAAGUCUACGUUCACAUCAAAGGACUCACACUGGGGAGAAACCCUAUAAAUGUAUUGUGUGCGGAAAGAGCUUCGCUCGCAAUGGUGGUCUACGCUCACAUCAAAAAACCCACACUGGUGAGAAACCCUAUACGUGCCUGGAGUGCGGAAAGAGCUUCAGUGGGAGUGGAAAUCUACAAAGUCAUUAUAGAAUUCACACUGGGGAGAAACCGUAUAAAUGCUUGGAGUGCGGAAAGAGCUUCACUCACAGUGGACAUCUGCAUUUACAUUACAGAACCCACACUGGGGAGAGACCCUUUUCAUGCCGUGAGUGUGGAAAGAGCUUCAGUGACCGUGGAAGUCUACAUAAACAUCAUAGAAUCCACACUGGGGAAAAACUCUAUCCAUGCCUGGAGUGUGGAAAGAGCUUCGCUCACAGUGGAACUCUACGCAGACAUCAUAGGACCCAUACUGGAGAGAAACCCUAUACAUGCCUGGAGUGUGGAAAGAGGUUCACUCAUAGCGGAAGUCUACGUAGGCAUCAUAGAACCCACACCGGGGAGAAACCCUUCUUAUGCUUGGAGUGUGGAAAGAUCUUUGCUGACAGCGGAAACCUCGACAAACAUCAUAGAAUCCACACUGGGAAGAAACCCUAUAAAUGCCUGGAGUGCGGAAAGACCUUCACUUACAGUGGAUAUCUAUAUCAACAUCAAAGAAUUCACACUAGGGAGGAUCCCUAUAAAUGCCUGGAGUGUGGAAAGAGCUUCACUGUGAGUAGAGGUCUACAGAGACAUCACAGAAUUCACACGGAACGAAAAGAUGGUAUUUGACACCCGAGAGGCUCUCUAAGGUGACUAUCCUUGUAUAUCAGAUGUGUCUCAGAAGUGCCCAGCAAGAGACCAAAGGGACGACCGAAAACGUUACGUAUGCAUAUAUUCUCUCUCUCUGUCCAUGUGUGUAUAUAUAUAUUGUUGCAGCAUACGUUACCCGUCCAUUUGAGUGCAGCAGGCAAGGAAGAGACGGAGACAGCAGAUCGAUUUCCAGGUCUUUACGUUUUUGCAAAAGAGGUUGAUCAGUGAUCAAAGGACUGUCACAAAAGCCAUGUUCAAUCACACCAGUAUAUAUAGUACAAUUUGUGCUGACAAAAUCAGUUUUUUUACACAUGCGCAGAAGAUACAACAUUUGGAAAUUUUCCUGAUAUAAUUAUUAAACAGGUGAAAAACAAGUGUUCACGUGUACCGUUAGGUCAUCUUCCAGGUCAGGGGGAUGCAACAUUUGCUGAUGUUUCAACAUCUCCUGACUAUACUUUAUGUAAUUCAGACAUCAGGUGAUUCCAAAGAUCAAAUGUUCUAUUUCUUACCAUUUGAUUUUUAAACUCUUUUAAAUGAUUAUUAUAUUACUGAUUUUAAAAGCAGAUUUCAUCUUAAAACAAACUUUUUUAAAAUAUAGAUUUCAUCUUAUAUAAGAACUAUUAAUCUCAUUUGUUUAUUGUCUUCUUUUUUCUAUCCUUUAUAAAUUCUUUGAAUAUAUAUGUAUUCUUACUAAAGCUAUAAUCAAUCAACGAAUAUUAAGCUGAUCUUCCUUAGUGUCUGCUCUUGAUUGUUUUUCUAAUGUUAAAUGUAAUGUAAUAUAUUUUCCUAAGUAAGACUAAAAAAUAUAAUUCAAAAUAAGUUCUUCUAAAGUGCCUGCUAUUGACACGUAGUUUCCGUAAGAUGGUGCUCUAUUACUGUAUCAACUAGAUGUUCCGAGUUGUAUUGACACAUCCCGAUCGAUAUAUUGAUUCAUCAAGUUCACCAUGCCCUGCCAGUUUGACCUACGUACUUUGUAAAUAGAGGCAGAAUAAACAAGCAGUUUAAACAUG